Entelurus aequoreus (snake pipefish) is the source of this 2463-nucleotide messenger RNA. RefSeq lists its product as uncharacterized. NCBI's taxonomy places the organism in Eukaryota, Metazoa, Chordata, Actinopteri, Syngnathiformes, Syngnathidae. The coding region runs from base 1032 to 1640 and encodes 202 amino acids. The transcript is spliced from 5 exons. The record is from RefSeq and is a predicted model, not a curated record.
CCAGGCUCUUGCACAUUUUUUUAAACUUGAAUUUUAAACAUAACUCUAAUGUAUUGCUUUCCUCUCCUUCUCUUUUUCUUUGUCUGCUCAACAUUAGAUUAAAGGUGUUCCAACAUGGGGAGCCCAGCUGUUCUGCGGAUAAUUUUUGGUGAUGAGUCUGACUCUAGAAAACUAACACUCGAUUCUGGAAUUCCAUCAGCAGUGGAGGACCUAUAUUUGUUAGUUAAGACAUUCUUUCAACACAAAGAGGACUUCAGGUUGCAAUAUAUGGAUGCUGACUUCAACGAGUUUGUUAACUUAACUUCAGUGUCUGAAAUUAAAAACAAAAGCACGCUGAAAGUUAUAUACAUUCCUGUUUUUUCACCUGUGGAGCCCUGCAUCACGCUGUAUACAGUAGACUCAUCUGGUGAGCUCUCAAAUACCUCUUGCUCAAAUCCUGAAACUCCUGCUUCAUCUAUAGACUCAUCCUGCAGGGAUGAUACACCGUUCACAUCAACCCCAGAGUCAUCUCUAGAAACUCAGCUUUCAAAGUUGUCUUCCUGGCCCAAGGUGUUUUUGGUACCCAAAUUCACAUAUGAUGAAGAGUUUGAGCUACAGGACAAGAAUAGAGAGUAUGAGACAAUUGGAACAUACUUUAACCCUGGCCCAAAGUUAAAAGGAGUCAUUCUUGAUGGCCUAGCCCAAGAAAUGUUGAAAUACACAAAAUAUCCAAAAGACUAUCAGUGUGAAGAGGUAGCAGCAGCAUUGACGAGAGCUCAUCCUUGUUUGGGACAGCUGGGAUCCAAGACAGGAUUUUGGGGAUGGAAACAGUCACUGAAGUAUAAAAUGCAAAACUAUCGAACAAAGCUGGGGCGACUCGGACAUCCUGAAAUACGUGUGAACUCCUUUAAGCACAAACGUGAAGGCCAAGGCAAAGCUGCAGCCAACAUCAAGAAAGCGAGAAAGGCUGAAGUUUACUACAUACCACUGCACCCAAAAGGCGAAACCACAGAAAGCUUGGAAAAUGACGAGAGGUCGUUGAACAGAGGCCCAUGAUAGAGGAAUUUAAAAACCGGUGGCCUGCCCUGUUCCAGCAGAGUGAAAUUAAUGAGGAGUUCUUGAGGAUCACUACAAAGCCACUGCUGUCAAAGUUUAUGUCACAACUGGACCACUUUUCACUCAAGCUGAUGCAGAUCUUCAAAAGCAAAGGAGGCGUGAAGGGGCAACGAAUCAAAGAAGUUCUGGCAAAAAUAGAUUUGUGUGCCGACAUUGACAUCAGGAGGGAGUGCAUCCUGAGAAGCCUUGUUAUCUACCUCAAUGAAGAUCCAGACACAUUCUUCAAGGAAUAUCUGGCCUCCGCCACUGAGGAUGCAGAAAGGGACAUUGCCCUCACAGUCAUGGGGAUAGACAUCAUCCGUGGAGAUGGCGAUAGGCAGCUAGAGGAUGUGGGAGUUGUUAUCGAAGGCAUCAAAGUCCUAAGCAAGGUGGACACCGUCAUCAUGGGGAUUAUAAUGAUGUUUGGGCUCAUUUAUGCCCUUGAUCUAAGCUUUCCAGACAACCUCAAGUACACAUUUGAGUUUUUCCAGAAGAUCCUAAUGAACCUGGAUGGGCAAAAGCUGAACACAAAGAUACAGCAGCUGAAAAUCAAGUUGUUUGCAUGAGAGGUGAACACUUGUUGACAAAGUUCAUCAUCAGAUCUUUAUUUUUGGUUGUAUUUUAUUGCCUUCAUUGUCACCCACUUAAGACAAUAUGACCUACAACAUUUUGAACUUCAGAAUUGGACCUAACUUUACCUCCCAAUUGUAUCUCUGAGUGUGACUACCCUCCACACUUCUCGCAUCCAUUUCUCUCCUCCGUUUCAUCACUCAACCCUGGAUAAAUGGAUUAAGUUCGACUCAAGACUUUGGAAUUUUAUUUUGUAUUUUUUGAAUAACUAGUACUGUUUUCAUGUUUUGUUUUUACUUGCUUACAUUCAAAGGAUGUUUGCUGCUAGCAUCCCAUUAAUAUCAAAUUCCUGAUCUGCGAAUGUUGAGUUUUUCUUAUUUAUUUUUGUUUGUUGCCAAUUUGAUCCAUGUUGUUUCCUUUUAUUUAACUCUAGUACAUUAAGGCUAAUGGCUACAUUAGCACACUUGCGCAGUACUCAAAUGUGUUUUUGCAGUUUCCUUUGUGGCGCUGAGUGUUAAUUUUACACCACUUUAGGCUAUUUUGGAGAACCGUUUCUCGUAAAGUUUUCCUUGCGUUAUUUAAGAAAAGUUAAAAGGUGUUUUAUAACUAAGACUGAGUUCUCUUGGCUUUUUAUCAAGUCAAUUUGACAUAUUUGUUAAUAUAAAACUAAGUUAUUGGUCUGUGUUGGUACGCAAAUCUGACAUUGGUCUUUAUGUAAAAUUUACUUCUUGAUGUUUUGUUUUCACUGAAACUCAACAUGUUGGUUUGUGUUUUCAAGUAACAUUGACAUCUUGUGGUGUUAUAUUCAAGAUUGUUGAA